Molecule: messenger RNA, 495 nt
Organism: Labrus bergylta (ballan wrasse)
Lineage: Eukaryota; Metazoa; Chordata; Actinopteri; Labriformes; Labridae
Source: RefSeq, a predicted model, not a curated record
GCGCACUGAUCAACACUUCCUCAUUGGGUCAGUGCGCUGCGCUCCAUCAGACCAUUCGCGUCUCCAACACAGCACACAGAGGAGAGAGACAGAGAGGAUGGAGCCGCACAUAAAGACAUGAGGAAUACUCACACCACCUCCAUCUUCAUCAUCACCUUCAUCCUCUGAAGCUGAAUCAUCACAUCAAACCGCGGAGAGAAGAGCUAAAGAGAGUGGUCACCAUGGGCUGCGUGGGCUCCAAGAAGGAGCAGGAGCCUCUGGGUAAACCUUCAGGGAGCGACGAUCUGCAGAGCCGCUCGCAGACAGCUCACUAUGUCAAAGACCCCACCACAGGAAGCAAAGCUAGCAAGAUGUCGUCCUCUGCAAACUCUUCAGAAGGUGAGAGCAUCGCCAUGGCGCUUUUCGACUACGAGGCCAUUCAUGAAGGAGACCUGGGCUUCAAGAAGGGAGACAAACUCAAGAUUUUAGAAGAGUGAGUUCACCUGUUUAACACUC